Scylla paramamosain (green mud crab) is the source of this 645-nucleotide messenger RNA. RefSeq names its product oocyte zinc finger protein XlCOF14-like. Lineage: Eukaryota; Metazoa; Arthropoda; Malacostraca; Decapoda; Portunidae. The record is from RefSeq and is a predicted model, not a curated record. The transcript has 2 exons. The coding region runs from base 1 to 645 and encodes 214 amino acids. Gene Ontology annotation, molecular function: RNA polymerase II cis-regulatory region sequence-specific DNA binding; DNA-binding transcription factor activity, RNA polymerase II-specific. Gene Ontology annotation, biological process: regulation of DNA-templated transcription.
AUGGCAUCACGUUGGUCAGUGCUUGCAGAAAUGGCUCUUUCUGAGACAUGGGUACAGUUUGUAAUGGCCGCCACUCUUCCCUGCUCCACAGACCAGGGCAGCAUCCAGGCCGCCGCCCUGCCUGGCACUGAUGGCUGUCUGGCCUCCCCGAGGGUCCCUGCAGGACUGGACGCGGCGUGUGCUGGCGGGAGUGGUGCUGUGGUGGAGGUCGUGAGGCCGGGCAGCAGCAUGAGCAGCCGGCGGCAGUGGCAACAGCGGCAGCAGCAGCAGCAGCCAGGGUCAGGUGUGGGGAGGCGCAGGUGUGGUGGCAAGAAUCACCUGGAGGCAGGCAGCUCUGUCCACAGAGGAGAGAGCAAGUUUGAGUGCCAGCAGUGUGACAAAACUUUUGUAUCCAGACAAGGCCUUAAGUACCACACCCUGACACACAGUGGUGUUAGAAAUUAUGAGUGUGAUGAACACACCCUGACACACAGUGGUGUCAAAAAUUAUGAGUGUGAUGAGUGUGGCAAAAGAUUUCCUACCAUUUCUCGUCUCAAUCAACACGCCUUCAGACACACUGGGGUGAGGGAGUUCGAGUGUGAUGUUUGUGGCAAGUGUUUCAAGACAAAGGCUGAGAUUGCCAAGCACAUAAAGAUCCACUUCUGA